CCCCCCACAGGCCGUGUCGUCUCCAGAGGUCACCGUCCACGGCAGCGAGCUUGCUGUCCUCUCUGGUGAGCCCCCGCUCCUUUCCAGCCGUUUCCGGCCCCGGCUCACCGCGUUCGGACGGCCAGGACUCUCUUGUCGCCGUCUCGCCCGCCAUCGCUGAGUUGUACCCGCUCCGGAAACUCUUCUGACGGACACCGAAACGUCGCUCAUUCUCACCAGUGCUACCCGGCGCCCUUCGCUCGCCUUCCGCGACACCGUUUUCCAUAUAAUUAUCUUCUUCGCCCUCUCCUGCGCCUUCGAUCCGCCGGCCUAGCGCAUCCCCUCUCCGUUCUGAACGACGCCAACCCGAGACAGAGCCCCUCAUGAGCACGGUCGUGAACCUCCAGACAUACACCACCCGCAUGGACUACACCUACUCGCGGCACUCGAACAGUGCUGGCGCACCCCUGCCGCACAUCCCCCGUAGGACGUUCUCGUCGCGCUCGUCGGUCGGCCUGACUGCGUUCCAGUCGACGCCAUCGCCCCCACCCGCGACCAUCUCGCGAGUGUUGUCUGCGGACGCCACUUACCCUGCGGUGGUCCCCAUUCCCACUGUCCUGGUCGUAUCCCCCAGCCCCCCUCAGCCGCAAGAGCCCGUCACCACACAUGAGGACGAGGCGUCCAGCUCCUCGUCCAGCGGCUCGGAGUCGUACGUCCAGAUGUACCCGCGUGCGAAGCGCACCCGCACGCCGAGGAUGCAGCCGUUCCGCUCCGCUGCAGACUCGACCCCCACGCCCGCCGUCUUGAAGGCGAGGAGCAACAAGCAGGGUGCCGCUUUCCCCGUGGUCCCGGCCGCUUCCGGGGACGACACCCCCCGCGCGUCCACCUCGUUCGCGACCCCCAAGCCGACGCUCCGCGUCGACGUAUCUGACGAGAAGACUGCUGUGGCGCGGCCGUCCAUGGUCCGUACGGACAGCAACCGCAUCGUCUCUGCGCCACACAUCGACGCUGCGAAGUCGGCGCGGAAGAAGUCUGGGGAGCCGCUCAAGUCUUCGCUGAAGUCGAGACGGCCGGUCGUCCGUGGCGACCUCUCGGUCGUGACGGGAGUCAGUUUGACGAAGAGCGAGCCGACGACGCCCGUCAAGUCGGUGCACUUCGAUUCCCGCUUGGAGCAGGUCAAGUUGUUCCUCGCCGAGCAGAAGCCUUUGGCUAUCUCUCGCGAGGGAUCCCCGACGGACGACACGAGCGGUACGGAGAGCGACUUCCCGAGCUCGAUAUAUGGCUCGAAGAAGGACGAGGAAAUGAUGCUGACCAUGACGGUAACGAACAUGCCUGCGGCGCCACGGGCGGAUGCGGACAUCGCCCUCGAGGAGUUGAAGCUGUCGGAAGACGGCUUGGCCCUCAACGGCCGCGUGCGCGUGCGCAACAUCGCGUUCGAGAAGUGGGUCGCUGUCCGGUUCACGGUCGACUACUGGCAGACGACGAGCGAGGUGACCGCCAAGUACCUAGAAUCCGUAUCUGGCGGCGUGUUCGAUCGCUUCUCGUUCGCCAUUCGUCUAGGCGACAUGCUGGCGCGGAUAGAAGAGAAGACGAUGUACUGCGCGCUUCGCUAUAACGUGGCCGGCCGCGAGAUCUGGGACAACAACGGCGGCAUGAACUACAAGGCCACGUUCGCCAGGGUCCCGCGUCCGCGGCCCGCUUCUCCGUCGACCUCGACCGGCAACCUCGCGUCGCUCAAGACCAAGCUUGAGAACGUCGUCAAUAGCCAGGAGACCGUCGGCAGCUUCAUGGCGCAGGGCACCAGCGGCAUACGCAAGUCUAACAGCACCUUCACGCUCGAGGCGUCGACGUCCCUCGCCGCCCGCUACGACUUCUCGGCGUCGCUCCGGAGCCCGUGGACGCGGUCUCCGCCGACGUCCGUCACCCCGACGAAGUCGGGCCACGCCCGCAACGUGACGUACCCGAACACGCUCUCGUACUUCCCGAAACGCGGCGCGAUGAGCAAGCAGGCGAUGGUCGAGGACGUGCGGUCGUCGAUCACGCGUUCUCCGCGCCUCGUUCAGCCUGACAGCCCGCUCGAGCAGCUGUCGGCGUCAUUCUACGGCGCCGGAAACGCGAGCGCGGAUGUGGCGGACGACAGCCUCGUGCCGAUCAUGAGUCGCCGGCGGAAUCGCAACCACCAGCGGGGGUACUUCGAAAUCGGGCUCGCGCAGACGGGCAUGGAGGUCAAGCGGACUCCGCCCGGGACCCCGGUCAAGGAGCGGGGCGCGCGGCUGAGCUCGGAGAACCUGGCGCUGAUGGCGAGGGAGAUGGAAGCGGGCGCGAGCGAGCGGCCGACGUGGUUCCUGGAGAGGGGAGGGAGCGAGGAGAGCACGCCCAGCGUCACGUCGAACUCGGAGUCGAGCCUGCAGAGCUCGCCGUCGGGGAGCCCGACGGACGAGCGGGUGUUCGGGUUUGGAGAGGCGCGGGGUGCGGAGAGCGAGAGCUAUAGCUCGUUCUUGAACAAGUACUGCUACUACACCGGGAACGAGGGAUCGUUCUUGGACGUCGGGCAGGACGUGAUUCACCGCUCGCACUCUGCGUCGAGCGUGGAGGAGUUCCUGUCUAUGUCGCCCAGCCCGAGCUACAUGCUCUCUCCUGGCGAGACGCCGACUCGUUCGCCGAGCUACGACGACGUCGCGUCGAUCAGCAGCGGCUCGACGACGCCGACGAUGCGGACCGCAGGGUUCGCAGGCCUGAUGGACUCGCCUUCGAUGGUGUCCGCUGCGCGUUAACCUUGGUUCCCCUUCGGCUCCCGCCGUCUUUCCGCCGUUGUUUGUUCAUCCGUCUGCCGCAUCCGCAUCUCCGCCUCGACAUCUCUAGACUGUAGAGCCCCGCCCGGUCUGCUCGCCGACCACCCUGUACCAUAUCCCUAGCGGCGCGGGGUCCCCGAGAAAAUUAGACGUACUCUUGCGGACAAUCCAUCACCACGCAUAAUGCCCAUCCUUCUCCAUAGACAUCCGUGCCUGUGGCUUGUUUGUUCACCUUCGGCGCCGCAUACACGGAUCUAACUUAACUCCUCGGGGACGCGUUGCUCACCCCUUGGCUUCUUCCCCAAACAUGAUUCCUCAUUCACUCAUCUACCCCCAUCUGUCCCAUUUCCCAUUCCAUUCUAUCAGGGUCCGGUUGUACGUCCUGAGCAUCUUCACCAUCCAUCCCCUACGCACGGGUUCUUGUCACUGUCGAGCGCCAGGCUUCGAUGUGUACCCUGUACUCUAGUCCCCAGAUCUCGGUCCUCGGCUCUUUAUCUCUUUCUCAUUAUCUUUCUGGCUUCUUUCUCCUUUACGACGAGUAUCCGAGAUGAGAGUACGCAUGGGACAGUUUAUUUUGAUCACCAGUGUCCAUCACACUCCCCGCCAGUCAGCGGUUCCCCCUACUACCACCACCACUACCCCUCACAAUCCACUCACCCCCCCGUCCGACCAUCGACCACGCACACACUUACACUGCGCCAGGGCCGCGAAGGCUCGAUGCGUACGGUCACGACGAUAGAGAACCGUCUACUGGUUUGGUUGCAUACGCAUACGCAUACACACGGUCUCGUACAUCGCGCACUUGUUACCCCUUGCCGAGUUGACGUUCUGGCGACCGCCGCCCUGCUGGCGUAUACAUACCAUCCGACCCCAUUGACAUGUCUUCACGA
This is a messenger RNA of Dichomitus squalens LYAD-421 SS1, 3661 nucleotides long. RefSeq lists its product as uncharacterized. Gene Ontology annotation, molecular function: protein phosphatase 1 binding; glycogen binding. NCBI's taxonomy places the organism in Eukaryota, Fungi, Basidiomycota, Agaricomycetes, Polyporales, Polyporaceae. The coding region runs from base 363 to 2753 and encodes 796 amino acids. The record is from RefSeq and is a predicted model, not a curated record. Gene Ontology annotation, cellular component: protein phosphatase type 1 complex. Gene Ontology annotation, biological process: regulation of glycogen biosynthetic process. The transcript is spliced from 4 exons.